UGGCGACAGGUUUAUUGUCUAAUGUUGUGAAACGUUGGCCUUUGGUUGAAAAGUUUUACUGUACAUCUUGUGUUUGAAUUUAUCCGUGUUUCAGUGUUAAUUUUAACUUCUAAGGUUGAUAAACUUUUGGAACUAGCUUUAUUGUUUUCAUAUUUCACAAGAAAUAUACUUGAACGAUACGAACAAAAAGGUUUUAACAUUAUAAACAGUAACAAAAUGGCAACAGGUUCAUUGUCUUCAGUUCCAAAACGUUUGCGUAUGGUUGAAGACUUUUCUUGCACAUGUUGUUUAUAGCAGAAUCUUAUGGAAUCUGCAGACAUUUAUUGUGAACAAUGUUUAAGGUUUUAUUGUAAAAAUGUGUUAUCCUGCAUAGUCAGUUGUUUACAAAACAUAUGACAUGUGGAAGGGAGGAUAUUAAGAAAUGGUCAGUUUCUAAGGCGGUGGAAGAUUUUCUCAGGAAGUGUGAGGUGCAUGCGGAUGAAACACUGACACAGUUUUGCCAUGACCACAGUCAGCUGUGCUGCUCUGCAUGUGUUGGAACAAUUCACAGCCAGUGCAGAGAAGUGACCCAGAUUUCGGAGCUGACCAACUCGCAGCCCUCAGGCCUAGAGGGGCUGUCAGUGGAGCUGGAAACUGUCCUGGGGGAAAUUAAAACCCUGCGGAUCAGUCAAGAGGCCAGCAUUCAGUCAUUGCAGAGAACAUACAAUGAACAUAGGGAAGUUAUGAUAAAGCAAAUGUGUGGCAAUUUAAAUACUUAUAUAGAUGAAUGUGAUAAUAAUUCUGUGGGAACAUCAGGCGGAAAUGAGCAAUAUUUAAAAGAAGAGAUGUGUAGGAAUGUUGUUUCUAUCUUGAAUGAAUUCGAUAAUAUUACUGUGAAGGAACUUGACGAGAUGAAAGCUGAGGUUAUAAGCAUUAAAGGGUCAGUUACAAGUUCUAUUCAUAAAUGCACCAGUCUUCACAAUGACUUGUCACAAUUCCAUGAAAUUGUUCAGAAAAUUGGAGAUCAUAAGCAGCUCUGCCUAAUAGCCAGCAUAAAAUGUAAGCAUAUAAUACAGCAGGCACUGACUCAGCUGGGAAAGUCAGGCAAGGCGUUUAAUGUCCAGAGUAAUGCUAAGCACAAUGUGAGAAUACCAAGUGAUUCAUAUGAAUGUAGUAUCACAGGCAUAUGUGUUCUGACUGAUGGGCAGGUGCUGGUCGCAGACUGGGAGAAUAGGAGGUUCAAGCUGCUGAACCAGCAGUACCAGGUGGUGAGUCACUGUGGUAUUGCUGAACCUGUAUGGGACAUGUGUCAGAUCACACCCAGUGAGGUUGCAGUGACUGUGAAUACUAGCUACACACAUAAUGUCCAGUUUAUUGCAGUCACCCAGAGCCAGCUCACUCUUGGUAGGAAGCUUGAGUUACAACAUACAUGUAGAGGUAUUGACCACCACGAGGGUGAACUGUUUAUCUGCUCUCGUACUGCUCUGUUCAAGUACACAUUAUAUGGCAAACAGCUCUGCAGACUCUAUGAAGAUAGGUCAUCUGAUGAUACAGUAGACAAGUGUGCUGUGAGUCCCUCAGGAGACAGGCUGUACAUCACCAGCUGGAAACAGGACAAGCUUCUCACCCUGGCCAGGGAUGGCACACUCCUGGCUACAUACUCAGACCCAGCACUAUAUGGCCCAUAUGGUCUACAUGUGACCCCUGCAGGCCAGGUGCUGGUCUGUGGAGCCUGGUCCUACACUGUACUACAGGUGGGCUGGGAGGGGAAGAGUAAGCUGACUACGCUGGCUACUCAGGAGGAUGGAGUGAGGCACCCAUGGUCAGUCUGCUACUGCAGCACAACAUCCUCCAUCAUUGUGGGACAGCUGGGGGACAUCCUGGUGUUGAGAGUGGAAUAGUGUGUACAUUCGCUGCUGAGUCAGGACAACGAUGCUGAUGAUGUGGUGGACAAGAAUGACCUGAAUAUGCAGAAGGAGAGCACCAGCAUUGGUAUUGAGCUGGCCCAGCAACAGUACCAGUCCAGCAUGCAGGAGAUCCAGUCAAGGACGACCCUUCCCCUCCCCUGACCACUAACUCCUCACUUUUGACCUGCAGCCUCAAAGGAUCAGCAUCGUUGAACAAUUCUGUUCUGCAGGAAAUUCUCAGCACGUCAAGUUUUCACGGGCUGUUCUCAACAACCGCAAUGUCCUGGUUGAGUUUUCCACACUCAAGCCUGAGUAGUUUUGUUAAAUAUAAGCAGUAGAAAUGGUAAAACUAACAGCCAGUGUGCUUGCUCUGGGACAUCACAUAGAAUAUCACAGAAUACAAAGUUGAAUAACUUGUUCCAUUCAUUAUGGGACCAACAGAAAUUCAGCAAGAAACAGGGCAAAAAAUCAAGGAACAAUUGAAGCGAUUAAUUUAGAAGUGUAGGCUUUCCAAAGUAGAUACUUCUGCUGUUGAUAGUUUGGGCAGUAAUAGCGUGACGGACGUCUCAGUUUGUCCUCUCAGGCGUGUAAACUGUCCAAAGAGAACACGCUUCUGACGCUUUUGCUGACGAAGAAAGGCAGUAAUGACUUGGCUGUGAACACCCAGAGCACAAUACAUCCUUGGGGCAUGCCUCAGACGCAAAUUCCGCCAAAGAUUAUAAACAAGGUGCAAAAUGUAAACAUGUCUAGCUUUGUUACGAGCACUUCCCACUCAGAGCCCAUAGGCCUCGUAUUGAAUCGAGGCUAGAGAAGGCAUUGACAAAUGACAGCAGUUGUGUUGUGUGGUCCAGUAGGCCCUUCGACUCUCAACCCAACGUUAAUCAGAACUCAAACUCAGCCCUUAGCAAUAUCAGCUCAGCUCCUUGAGCCUCAGGACUUGAUGCAAUCCUUGAUUGGUACCCAGCUUAACAACAGGCUCUUUGGUCAGCUGGGCCCAGACGCCCAGAGACACUUCCUGUGCAUCGGGGGUAGUUGGCUCUUGGCGCAGGACCUCGGGCAAAAUGCUAAACGAAUCCUUCCAGCAGGGUGCAGCCAGUCUAAACCUGGAGUUUCAAUUUUUCCUGCCUAAGGGCCGAGAUUAUCUCAUCCACAAGAGGCUUAUACUCACAAGUUCAGGCCCAGAGAGAAAUGUCCCCAACUACAACUUUGCCCCUACAUCACAAUAGGAGAGCACCAGCAUUGAUAUUGUGUUGGCCCAACAACAGCACCAGUCUGGCAUGCAUGAGCCCCAGUCCAGGACAACCCUUCCCCUACCCUGAUCCAUAUCUCCUCCCCCAAGACCUCCAGCCUCAAAUUCUGAGCACAUCCAGUUUUCUUGCACUGUUCUCAUCAACCGCAAUGUCCACCUCAAGUUAUCCACUGUCGAGCCUGAGUAGUUUUGUUUAGCUUGAGUGUCUGAGUGGGAAGAGUGUUACAGACACUAGGAGUUAUAUCAGUAGUUAUGGCAAUGCUCAAUCAACAGUCAGUUCUUGCUGUUGGACAUCACUGUGAAUAUCACGACGAAUAAGAAGUUGAAUAACUUGUUCCAUACGUUAUGGGACAAACACAAAUGCAGCCAGGAACGGAACAACAAAUCAAGGAACAAUUGAAGCGAUUAAUGAAGAAGUGUAGGCUAGAUACUUCUGCUGUUGAUAGUUAGGACAGUAGUAGCGUUACGGACCGUCUUGGUUUGUCCUCUCAGGCGUUUAAACUGUCCAAAGGGAACAUAAAGCUUUUGACACUGUUGCUGAUGAAGAAAGGCAGUAAUGACUCGGCUGUGAACACCCAGAGCACAAUACAUCAAUGGGGCAUGCCUCAGACGCAAGUUGCGCCCAAGAUUUGUUGCGAGCACUUGGCACUCGUAUUGAAUCGAGGAUAGAGAUGGCUUUGAAAAAUGACAGCAGUUUUGUUAUGUCGUCCAGUACGCACUUUGACUCUCAACCGAGUUUGUCAGAACUCGAACUUGGGCCUUAGUAAUAUCAGCAAGUUGUAGAGACGCUCAAACUGAAACAAUUUGUUCCAACAGAUAGAACAGGCGUUGAUUGACUCGUCCGUAAAUGUGACUGGCCUUAAUAUGUUGCUCUCGAAUAAUGUGAACCUCACCAGAAGAGCUGUCUGCGAUUGACGCCAUUCAACAACAGUUGUUGUCGGGAAUUCCCGGGUUUGGGUUGGUGACUUAGGUGUCGGGACUCGCUUCAUCUCUGCAUAUGGCAGGGUCGCAGCAGCAGCAGCAGCAAGAAGAACAGCAGUCGCUUCUGAGUCCGGACAAAGAUGCUGAGGAUGUGGUGGACAAGAAUGACCUGAAUACGUAGAAGCAACUGCUCAGCACAGAAGACGACUGUCUGGUGAAAGGCUCAGCCGUAUCAAAGUUCAGUGAUGUUGGGGGACGUUGCUGUUCCAUGUCUGGGGAUCGCAUCAUGAAGGACAUUUUAGCUGACACUUACAAGGGAGAGAACUCUAGGUCUGCACCAAAAGAGAGAACCAGCAUUGAUAUCAAGUUUGACCAGGAACAGCACCAGGCUGCCUGAAGAAUCCCCAGUCCAGGACGAUCCUUGCCCCCCCCCCCCCCCUGACCCCUAGCUCCUCCACCCUGACCUCUGGCCUCAAAGGGUCAUCAUAGUUAAAUUCAAGCGCUGUACUCAACAACCGCAAUGUCUGUGUCGAGUUUUCAACACUCAAGACUGAGUAGUUUUGUUGAGCUCGAGUGCCAGAGUGGGACAGACACAAUGAGUUAUAGAAGUAGUUAUGGUAACACUAACAGUCAGUUCUUGCCGUAUGACAUCACAACGAAUAUCACGAAGAAUAAAAAGUUGAUUAAUUUGUUCCAUUCUUUAUGGGACAAACAUAAAUUCAGCGAGGAUCGGGAAAAAAUCAAGGAAAUUUUUACAAUUGAAGCGAUUAAUUCACAUGAGUAAGCUUUCCAAGCAGAAUACUUUUGCUGUCUAUAGUUUGGACAGUAGUAGAUUUACAAACGCGCUUUUGAUGCUGUUGCUGACAAAGAAAGGCAGUAACUACUUCAUUGUGAACACCCAGAGCAUGAUACACCCAUGGGGUUUGCCUAAAAUGUGAAUUCCGCCCAAUAUUGUAUACAAGGUGCUAAAAGUAAACACGUCGGGUUUUGUUACGAGCGCUUUGCACUCCAAGCCCAAAGCACAUAGAAUCAACGCCAGAAAAGGCUUAGAAAAUGACAGCAGUUUCGUUGUGUGAUCCAGUAAGGACUCUGAACGACAUUAAUGAGACCUCAAACUUGACCAUAGCACUCACAGCGAGGCCAUCAUGUUAUCUCAGCUUCUUGAGCUUCAGCAAACAUUAUUAGCCAUCAAGAUGAAAACAUCAUUGAAGUGAAAGUCAAAAACAAUCCUGACUCCAUUCGGGCACAAAUACUACAACUUGCUGAAGAAAUUCAGCACGAAGAUGUCUUGCGUCAGCCUAGCACGCCUCCUAUCAACUCUUCCAACAGCGGAGCCUUGGUGAGUUUGACUUCCGUCCAAGGUUUGAUGUUGCUUAGCAACAAUUAGAUGCUUGGCAUCAACAAAUUGUUCUGUACGAAUCGCUCGAACGUAAACGAUCUGAUCCAACAGAUAGAGCAGGCGUUGCGAGACUAGUCUGUUAAUGUGACUGAAUUCGAUAUAUUGCUUUCCAAUAAUGUGAACCUUAUGCCUGAAGAGCAGUAUGCGAUUGACGCCAUUCAACAACAGUAGUCGGGAAUUCCCGGGUUUGGGGUGGUGACUUUGUCGUCGGGACUCUCUUUCUUUUGCCUGGUCGCAGAGGCAGCAGCAACAAGAACAACAGAGCUAGUUCCUAGCAAUCAUAGAUCGGUACCCUGCUGAAAAACAGAAUCUCUGGUCAGCUGGUUCCAGAUGCCCAGCAACACUUCCAGGCCCAGGACCUUGAGGCAAAUGCUCAACAUGUCCUAUCUGCAUGAUGAAGCCAGUCUAAUUCUUGGGCUCCAAACUCUCCUGCUGUGGGGCCAAGAUUACCUCAUCCAUAAGAGGCCUUAUACUCACAAGUUCAGGCCCAGAGAACAGUGUUCCCCAACUGCAACACAACCAGUACGUCUCAAUAGAGGACACCCUUCCUGAAAACCUCGCUGAGUGCGACUGCGCCAUACGUGACCCUUCAGUGAAAUGAGAUUCCAGGUGGAAUGUCAAACAGGUCAAGGGUCACCCCGCAAUGUUCAGUGCCAAGCGAUGAAAUCAUCCACCGUUACAUGUAGUUGGUUGAGGGUCACCCAAAACCACCCGGUGCCUUGCGAUGAAAACCUCCAACGGGACUGUGACCUUGCCCUUGUAAUCACCUAAUGGUCAGGUAUAAGGUCACUUGGGCUUAGAUAGUCACUGCAGUAAGAACAUGACAUCCGAGACUGCAAUGACGAAAUGAGUGUCCUCACUUCAGCAGUGGAGGCCAAUACACAAUACGAGAGUUUCCAGCGGCUUACCUUAUCUGAAAACCUGGGAAGCAGAGCAAUGAGUAUGUCCCAGGAGCAUUUGCAGUCACAGCAAGUGAACCAGCGGCAGUCAUCGUCUCCAGAUUCUGAGAUCCCCAUGCUUCACAACCCUUAGUCUAUGAAAAUCAUGCAGAGCGAACCUUGGACAUUGACAAAAUCAACCCGGCAAAUCAGAAGGACAGCCUGUUGCUACAGUUAUCAUAUUAACCCCAGUCAUACCAAAGAAGCUCAGAGAUAUAAAUGCUGUUUAAGAUGUGCUAGUCUCCACAUACUCCAUGUCUGGUGUGAACAUGUACAAUUGAAGGUCUCUACAUACCCCAUGUCUGGUGUGAACAUGUACAAUUGAAGGUCUCUACAUACCCCAUGUCUGGUGUGAACAUGUACAAUUGAAGGUCUCUACAUACUCCAUGUCUGGUGUGAACAUGUACAAUUGAAGUUCUCUACAUACUCCGUGUCUGGUGUGAACAUGUACAAUUGAAGGUCUCUACAUACUCCAUGUCUGGUGUGAACAUGUACAAUUGAAGGUCUCUACAUACUCCAUGUCUUGUGUGAACAUGUACAAUUGAAGGUCUCUACAUACUCCAUGUCUGGUGUGAACAUGUACAAUUGAAGGUCUCUACAUACUCCAUGUCUGGUGUGAACAUGUACAAUUGAAGGUCUCUACAUACUCCAUGUCUGGUGUGAACAUGUACAAUUGAAGGUCUCUACAUACCCCAUGUCUGGUGUGAACAUGUACAAUUGAAGGUCUCUACAUACCCCAUGUCUGGUGUGGUACAAAUGAAGGUCUCUACAUACCCCAUGUCUGGUGUGAACAUGUACAAUUGAAGGUCUGUACAUACCCCAUGUCUGGUGUGAACAUGUACAAUUGAAGGUCUCUACGUACCCCAUGUCCGGUGUGAACAUGUACAAUUGAAGGUCUCUACAUACCCCAUGUCUGGUGUGAACAUGUACAAUUGAAGGUCUCUACAUACCCCGUGUCCGGUGUGAACAUGUACAAUUGAAGGUCUCAUCUUUGAAAUUGGGACAGGUGGAAAAUUGAUGCAUUGAUGCAGACAGAAGUCGCAUAAUGACAAAUCACAACAAAAAGUGGAAAUCCAGACAGUCUUGUAGCCAGCCAUGUUUUUAUGUGACCAUCCAAGUUGUGUUAAAAGAAAACAAUAGUUCAUGUUUUAUUGGAACUAUGAUGCUGAUAGUCAUUUUAUGUAAAAGGCUUUUAUGAACUAUAUUUAAAUACUCAGUAUAAUAAGAUUAAGAUUUCUUGAUAAAAGCAAUAAUGAGCAAUAUCAUUUUAAGAGCAAAAUUAGCAAGUCUAUCCAAUUACAUUGUCUGUAUUAUGAAAUUUUAUUUUGGAAAUGUUAAGGAAAAUCUAUAUAUAUAUGUCUAUGAAUAUUGAUUUUAACAUUUGUCAAAGCUGUUUAAAUGAUGCUGGUAACUUUGACAAAAUUGAAAGAAAAUGUAUUCUUUUCAUGUAAUGAGACAUGCUUCAGGUUUUUUUUUGGCUUAACAUGUAAUAUAGAGGUGGUAGUUACACACAUUGUUUAGACAGGUGGAUAAUUUUAAUGCUAAGGCUUUGAUACUCUUUAGUGUGCCCAUUGGUGUCAGGUGUUUUUGUCAAGAAUAUUGUUUAUUAUCUUAGUAUUUCAAGACAAUAUUGAUUGAUUUUAGACAAAAUCAUUUAAUCUUCCUUAAAUUGUCUAUUCUGUAUUUACUACCAGUUAUUUAUUAAUUUGCUUGAACAUGAUUUAAGAAUGACUUUUUUGUUGCUUAAAAUGCUUUAUAUGUUUUAAAACUGAGCAUUUAAAAACGAAAAUAUAGGAUGUGGGAAUAAUGUCUAAAGUUAUGAUAAUUAUUUUUUGUUUUUGUAAAAUUAAUUAUGCCUUAUAUGUUUGUGUAUAGGCAUUUAGACGACCAGAUUAACCUGACCAAGAAUUCGUGAUCAAUGUGUAUAUCGGUCAGUACAUUUGUCAUUUGUAUAUAGAGCGAUUGCGAAAUGAUUGUAUUGUUAAUGAAAAUCAUGCGUUUAUUGUUGCCAUUUUGAUUUUCGCUGUUAACAUGUAUUUGUACAAACAAUUUUCAUCAUGUACAUCUUUUAGAUGCCAGAUAAUAAAAACAAACAUUGCUUGUGAGAAUGCUCAUUUAAAACUUUCUUAAUGAUACAGAACAACACAUUCUGAAGAGGCUAAUAAAUUAUGCUUUAGGCAAAAGGAACAUCUUGUUACUAGUAUAUGUACUGCUUUUCAUUAGAUAAAGUCAACUAUUGAAAGAUUGGUUUAACUUUUUUUUGCAUUAUCUUAAGAAAAAUUAAUAUAUUCUACUUGGAAAUCAGUCAAUUGCAAAUCAAGCGAGAGUGAUUUAACAUGCUAACACUUGUCAAUAAUUGAAUUGUCUCUCUUUGUACAUAAAUAUAGGGAUGUUGUUGCUUGAAAAACAAAGUUGUAUCCGUUGUUAGAUAAUGCUUUUGUUUAUCUCUCAACAUAACAAGUACAUUCAUUUGUUCAUCUCUCAACAUAACAAGUACAUUCAUACAGUUAUUAAAAAUAUGACACUCUUAAUUCUCAGCCAUCAGUUUGUAUUGGGAUGUUGUGGAAUACUUACUAAACUAAUAUACGUCUGUUUAAUGAAUGAAUAGCUUUGGUACAAUAUGAUACUCAGUGUUACAAAACAUGUGUAAUAAAAAUAUAAUGUCAUUUAUUUGAAAUCAUAAAAUUUAGUUGUCCAUACAAUGCUUACAGUUUUGCAAUUGCGAUGAUAAAGGAAAUGUUCUGCUCAAACUGUCUUUUUAAGACAUGUGAAAAUUGUAGCAAUCAUAUUGUACUUGUAUUUAUAUUAUACAUUAUAAGAAUUUACUUACAGCUGAUGAUAGCGGCAGUUUACUAUUUGUGUUUCAGUUUGUUCCACUCGACCAUCAGACCAUAUUUCCUUAAAAAUGUGAUUGUUAAUAUUGAACUGUAAUUGAAUGCAUGAAACAUGAUUUUUCUGUUGCUUAACAGCUGAAAAAAGCUUGAUGUUUGUAAAACUGUAUGAAAUGUUUCAAAUAAAUCAUUUUGAUUACAUAAAAAAAUAUAAUUACAUUUUGCGUUACUUUGAAUGCAUAACAAACAAUUGUUACCAAACAAUCAUAUUAGUAUUGAACUUAAUUAAUACUUUAACUUUAAGAUGCGAUUUUUACAAUAAUGUGUUAAUAUUUUCAUCCAUUCCAAAUAAGCAUUGUGCAUUCGUAAAUAUAGGGUGUAUAUACACUGCUUAGAUGCCUUUUUUAAAUUGCUUGUGUACGUCAUGUUGAUUAAAGACUCUUAUGUAUUGCAUAUUUGUGUGUGCCAAUGUCUUACUUAUUUCUUCACAGUCCUUAAAUUACUGCAAAUAGUACUUUAAGAAUGUUAAAAUAUUUAUCUAAACUAUAUCCAGGUUAUCUGUUAAUUUAAGUUUCAUACAUAAUAUUUAGUGCUAAUAAAUCAGCACUAUUUAUUGAUUUUUUAUAUGGGCACUUCCCAUGACUUUAUUCGUGAAUAUUUCUUUGAAUGUGCGGUAGGGAAAACAUUGUUUGCUUGAAAGUUAGAAACUUAAUGUUGACAUCUUGAAAGAUGGCAGUAAACAUUUAACUGCAGAGUAGCUGGGAAAAAGAUUGCUGUUAAACAAUGUAAGACAGAACUCCACGCAAGAUAUGUCAUGCAUGCGAUAUGCAUGAACUAUCUCAAAAUAAUUUGGAUCUGAAUUAUCUUUAAGAAAUGGUAUGGUUAUGAGGGUCUCUAUGUGCAAAAUGUUGCAUUUAUUUAGUGUACAAGUUAUUGCUUAAACAUUGAAUUUGUUAUGGAAAUAAUAUAGUUUAUGUGACUUAAAGAGAUAUACAUGUUUAUGUUAGUGAUGUGUUUUUGCUGAUCCAAGUCUGUUCCUACACACUAUUUAAAGUAGAUAACUACAAGUUAUCUCAUUUAAAUGGGAAAAGUAUUGUACUGUGAAAAAGUGUUGUGAGUUCAAAUAAAAAUACUAUGAAC
Messenger RNA from Dreissena polymorpha, 10364 nucleotides. RefSeq lists its product as uncharacterized. The record is from RefSeq and is a predicted model, not a curated record. The coding region runs from base 393 to 1880 and encodes 495 amino acids. Gene Ontology annotation, molecular function: protein binding. The transcript is spliced from 24 exons. NCBI's taxonomy places the organism in Eukaryota, Metazoa, Mollusca, Bivalvia, Myida, Dreissenidae.